AUGGGCAUCGACUUGGUCGCCGGAGGUAAGAGCAAGAAAACCAAGCGCACCGCGCCGAAAUCCGAUGAUAUAUACCUCAGGCUCCUUGUUAAGUUGUACCGGUUUUUGGUGAGGAGGACUGGGAGCAGGUUCAAUGCGGUGAUACUGAAGCGUUUGUUCAUGAGCAGGGUCAACAAAGCCCCCAUGUCUCUAUCCAAACUCAUAGCACUCAUGAAGGGAAAGGAGGACAAGAUUGCAGUUCUUGUCGGGACUGUUACUGAUGACAUUCGAGUGCAUGAAGUCCCUUCUCUAAAGGUUACUGCUUUGAGGUUCACUGAAACCGCAAGGGCCCGAAUCGAAAAGGCCGGUGGCGAAUGCUUGACCUUUGACCAGCUUGCACUUAAAGCACCCCUUGGGCAAAACACAGUUCUCUUGAGAGGUUCAACCAAGGCUCGUGAAGCAGUGAAGCAUUUCGGCCCAGCUCCUGGUGUUCCACACAGUCACACGAAGCCCUAUGUGAGAUCUAAGGGAAGGAAGUUCGAGAGGGCUCGAGGCAGGAGAAACAGCAGGGGUUUCAGGGCCACUGUCGUCACCAAGACGACGACGACGAAGAAGAAUAAUUCACAUACCCUUCUCCACCAGGAAUUCGUUAAGCCGGAGGCGACCCAGCCGAAGGGCCUGACGCAGGACGAGCUCCUGGCCCUCCCAAUUGUACCCGCCAGCGCACCUCCGAGGAGCUCGAUCGGAAAAAGCUCCACGGCAAAUUCAGAUCCUACGGCGUGGGGAUCAUGGACGAGAAGCCCCGCCGCCAUGGAAGCUCCAUUCGUGAGGGCAUUCGGGAAUUUGCUCUGUCUAGGGUUGACCAGAACGACAAUUGGGCGACCAGUAAAAAAUUGUCUCCCCCUGGAUUUGGCGAGCCAAGGUAGAGGGGAAAAAGAGGGCUUCUUCACGGAUUCUCAAUCACGGGCAGAUGAGUUCGACAAUUGGGUGUCCAAUAAGGGCUUUGGGCCCAAGGGUUCCCUCAAGGGUUUUUGGAUCCUCGAUUUUCCAUGUAAAAAGCUUGAAUCUUUUUAUCCUUGA
Striga hermonthica is the source of this 1059-nucleotide messenger RNA. The record is from the annotation of a GenBank genome assembly. NCBI's taxonomy places the organism in Eukaryota, Viridiplantae, Streptophyta, Magnoliopsida, Lamiales, Orobanchaceae.